AUGUUUCCUUUUACGAUAAAAGUGAAUGUUAUUCUUUUAAUUGUAUUUUUAUUGCAAACUACUGCUUAUGGACAAGAUAGAACGAUCACUUCAAAACUCAAUCCUGGUUGUGAGGACUGUGGUUUAAACUCGACCUUAAUUUAUGUCAAGGCGGAAGGGCUGAAAGAUACUAUACAUCAAAUAUGGGAUUUCACCCAAGGUAUACCUACAAUGAUUUUGGCAGUUGGAGGAGUCAACUCAUCUAUUGAUAUUAAUUGGAAUGGUUCAAAGCCAAAUAAUUUCUCAAUGGUUGGAAAACCACGUUACAGUUGUGCUACAGCUAUUGAUAAGAUUUACGAAUACAACGACUUGGAAGACACCGGGCGAUUCGACGUGAACCAUCCGUAUCGUAUGCAGGCGCUGAAGAAUGUGUCGUGGGAGUUAAAAGAGAGUGUGCUCACCAGUAAAAAGGUCAUGGUGAGGCUGCGUGGAACUCUGCACGAUAAGGAGAGAAGAGGCACUAUCGAUAUGAAGCUGGACUACGUUAACUUCACGGAUUACGCGAGGACCCUGCCCCAUCUCAUCCACAACGCGAACACCACCCUAGUCGACAUCAGCCUGGUGAAUCUUACCACUUCGCGCCAUUUCAACUCGUCGCGCUUCGCAGUACAUUUUGUCCUCGUCUCCAAGGACCCGAAUAACCUGUCCAUGCGUAGCAUCACGAGGAAGAGCUUGGACGAUGAACACACACCUGGCGUGUUCGAGAUAAUCGAGAUCAAGAGCCCGUCGUUGUGGAUCAGCGGUGCCGGGGGCUUCUUGCAGUUCCGUCCCGUGGCGUACGUGGAGAGCAAGCGCAACGUCGGCAGCUCCACUCUGGCACACGUCUCCAAUUUUACCAGGGGUACGCUGCCGCAGUCUAGCACGCUGGAAACAUUCUACGAAGGUUACGAUGAAAAGAAUCUUCUGGUGCAGGACCUAGUCGUGUCUUUCGGAGAGCCGGGUGACGGGUUCUACAAGCAACACAACUACACGGCCUGGUCGUACACGUUGGGGUACGGAUGGCCGCCUUCGGAGAGCUUGUCGCUGUUGGCGGUGCUGAUCAUAUCGCUGGGGCUGUGCGUGCCCGCGGUGCUGGUGGCGGUGGGGGGCGUGCUGGUGGUGGCGCGGCGCCGGUCCCGCCCCCCCACCAGCCCCUCGCACCCCUCCCACCUCACCGACGAGGACUCGCUGGAGCGCAGGUGCAACAGCUUUCGCACCGUCUGA
Messenger RNA from Parnassius mnemosyne (clouded apollo), 1242 nucleotides. The record is from the annotation of a GenBank genome assembly. Lineage: Eukaryota; Metazoa; Arthropoda; Insecta; Lepidoptera; Papilionidae.